AAGAAGAAGAGAGAAACAUUAGUAAAGAUGGCGGAGAAAAGCAGCACGGAGCGUACGGAGGAUGACAACAUGGAUAAAAAUGUUGCCGCCCGAGCACCUAUGAUGGUGGUCACUGUGAAAACUCCAAAUGGAAAAGAGGACAUCUCGAUUCCAGAGGAUUCUUCUGUCUCUCAGUUCAAACUGGAGGUGUCCAAGAAGUUUGAGGCCCAGCACGACCAGCUGGUGUUGAUAUUCGCUGGAAAGAUUCUGAAGGACGGCGACACGUUAAACCAGCACGGUAUCAAAGACGGCUUGACCGUUCAUCUUGUCAUCAAGACUGCCCCGAAGUCGACAGGUGACAGUACAUCUCAAACGACUUCCCGUUCGGCAACACUUCAAAAUAGCAGCAGCAGCAGCAGCAGCAGCAGCAGCAGCAGCAGCAGCAACGUCGGCGCCACGGCAGACAGAGCCACAACUGGCACGAGUCAGACGCCAACGCCACCUGCUCAUGCGAUGGGUGGACUUGAGGACAUGUCCAGCUUGUUGGGUCUGGGCAUGCGUUCCUCCAGCUUCAUGGAGAUGCAGCAGCAGGUGCAGACCCAGCUGAUGUCCAACCCGCAAAUGCUGUCGCAGAUGAUGGGCAACCCUAUGGUGCAGAACAUGAUGUCCAACCCGGACCUGAUGAGACAGAUGCUCGCAGGCAACCCUCAGAUGCAGCAGCUGAUGGGACGGACCCCGGACGUCUCCAGCAUGUUCAACAACCCUGAGCUCAUGAGACAGAUGCAGAGUCCCGAAACACUGUCUAUGCUGACCAACCCCAGAGCCAUGCAGGCCCUCACACAGAUCCAACAGGGCCUGCAGACCUUACAGACAGAAGCCCCAGGAUUCAUGUCCAGAUUGGCUCCUGGAGGUCUUGCAGGUCUCCCAGCCAGCGGCGGCAGCAUCACCACAGAGAUCCCUCAGCCUCCUUCCAUGGCAACAGCAUCCAGCCCCACCUCACCCACCAGUCCCUCUGACCAACAGCUGCUUCAACAGAUGUUACAGAUGUUUGCUGGAGGAAGGCCAUCGGCUCAGACCCCCGAAGUUCGUUUCCAGCAGCAGCUGGACCAGCUCAACACCAUGGGCUUCAUCGACCGCCAAGCCAACCUGCAGGCCCUCAUCGCCACAGGAGGGGACGUCAACGCCGCCAUCGAGAGACUCCUGGCCUGACGCGCUCAGGGUCGAAGUCUGGUACAGUCUUGGACUGGAAUGGCCGAUUCUUUUUUUCCUUUCUAUUUUUUUUUUUUUAAACAAGUUAACACAUGAGUGCAGUCCUACAUCAAAUGCUGGUCUGACUUGGCACCCAGAUAUCACUUAUAAUCUGGCUGAUGUUUAAAUUAUAGGAAGAAAAAAACAGGGGAAGUUGGUGAACCCCAGUGGGGGAGGUUGACGGGGCUCAUGGUUGGUUUCUAACAGAACUGGUCCCAUGCUGUGGCGGCACCGGUACAGCCGACAAUCAGUGAGGUCCGCCUGUGUGGCACCAGAGGAUUUCUGACCUGACGAGUGUUCAUUCACUGGAUGUCCGCACACGGUUACCAAGGAAUUCAAUUUUAAUUGUUACUUAGAUUGACAUUGUAUAAUUGUAACACAUUGUACUUACUUUUUAUUUGGCUGUUGUUGCAGUAGGUUGGAUGAUAGUCUUCUGUGCUCUCAGCUUGUUUAUUUGUUUUGUCCUUUUUUUUUAGUUUAUCUAUUCAAAGUUUAUUUUUUUGCUGCUUAAAUGUUUUAGGAUUGGAAUUGAAUUCCAGGACCAACUGUGUGUGUUUGUGUGUGUGUGUGUAAUGUAUUUGUGUGUGUGGGGGGCGAGGGAGAUUUUCCUCAGGUACAUUAGUCAGGUUUUUCAUUUGCAGAAUUAGCCAAAAUAGUCAUUUUCAUUUUCAAGUAUUAUUAUUAUCAUCUUAUUAGUCUGAAUCUAUAGAUUGUUCCACAAAGGAAGCCCCAGAAUCACAGUAUCGCCUUAAAAACAUCAAAUACCGUACACCACUCGCCCUUUGUGUAAACCCUUGCAUUGGUAUAAAAACCUCAUUAAUUUAGGUUUUCCUUUUUCUUCUUAAGUAUAGAAUGGUGUCUCCAUGGAAUGUCGAUGCCUAAUAUUAUACUGCGAUUCAUUGUGAUUGUUGCCAUCUUGGAUUCUGCAAAACAAUCUGAAAUCUAUUGUUGCAUGUCUCCCUAUGUGGACAAAGUCGCCAAACAAGGUUUUAUCAGUCCAAUAAAUUAUUUGCAAUGUGUCUUGUCUGUUGGAAAUGUGUGGUUUACUUUGGCAAUGCAGUUUGACUACUGCUAUGUUACAUUUAACCAUUGACUUUGAGUGUUUUUGCCUGUAGCCUGUUAGUUUUCUUGUCAUGUGAUAUUUGGACGGUAUCAGAAGUAGAUCUGUAUAUGUCUUCCUUAGAAAUCCAAUCAAUUAAUUGAAAUACUACAGUGAUGACAUUAUUUUAAGUAAAUGUAGCUUACCAUAAAUACUAAUCCAGUUAUCAUAAAAGUCUGUAUUGUGCCUUUUAUCAAACAUAACAACACAGUUGUUUUAAUUAUUAAAAGGUAAAUGACC
Gasterosteus aculeatus aculeatus (three-spined stickleback) is the source of this 2566-nucleotide messenger RNA. It is a transcript of the gene ubqln4, whose product is annotated as ubiquilin 4. Gene Ontology annotation, molecular function: polyubiquitin modification-dependent protein binding. The record is from RefSeq and is a predicted model, not a curated record. Gene Ontology annotation, cellular component: cytosol. NCBI's taxonomy places the organism in Eukaryota, Metazoa, Chordata, Actinopteri, Perciformes, Gasterosteidae. Gene Ontology annotation, biological process: ubiquitin-dependent protein catabolic process.